Messenger RNA from Dromaius novaehollandiae (emu), 9620 nucleotides. RefSeq names its product ankyrin repeat domain containing 11 (gene ANKRD11). Bases 425 to 8566 code for a protein of 2713 amino acids. Gene Ontology annotation, biological process: anatomical structure morphogenesis. Gene Ontology annotation, molecular function: protein binding. The transcript has 13 exons. Lineage: Eukaryota; Metazoa; Chordata; Aves; Casuariiformes; Dromaiidae. The record is from RefSeq and is a predicted model, not a curated record.
CGGCGGGCCAAUGAGCGGGCGCGUCUCAGCGGCGGGGCGAGCGGGCGGGCGGGCGGCAGCGCUGGGAGCCGAGGCCGAGCGCGGCGGGGCCAUGGAGCGCGCGGCCGGGAGGCGCCGCCGCCACUGCCCGCGCCCCCUGCACUAGCCCCGCGCCCGCCGCGCCGCCGCCCCCUUCCCGCCGCCGCCGCCGCCUCCUCCUCCUCCUCCUCUAUGCGGCGGGGCCGGCGGAGCCGCAGGCCUCGCUCGCCCGCGAGGCUGCCCUCGGCCCGCUGAGCCCGGAGCGCCGAGUACACAGCGUUUUUGGGACACGCCUUUGUUGGAUUUUAAUACAUGUCCUGCUAACAACAGCUUUCAACUAUGGAAUCGACGGUUGAUGAUGAGGCGAUGGCAGCAUAAAUGAAGAUCAAGUAAGGAAGGCAGAACGAUGCCCAAGGGUGGGUGUUCUAAAACACCACAGCCAGAAGAUUUCUCCCUCAGCAACGACAUGGUGGAGAAACAAACGGGGAAAAAGGAUAAAGAUAAAGUUUCUCUGACCAAGACUCCCAAGUUGGACCGGAACGAUGGCGGCAAAGAGGUGAAAGAGAGAGCCACAAAGCGCAAGUUACCUUUCACUGUCGGAACAAAUGGAGAUCAAAAAGACUCGGAUACAGAAAAGCAGGGUCCAGAGCGGAAGAGGAUCAAGAAGGAGCCCGCCACGCGAAAGCCCGGCUUGCUCUUUGGGAUGGGCCUUUCAGGGAUCCGGGCCGGCUACCCGCUCUCCGAGCGCCAGCAAGUCGCUCUGCUCAUGCAGAUGACAGCAGAGGAAUCUGCAAACAGCCCAGUUGACACAACACCAAAGCAUCCCUCUCAGUCUGCCGUUUGUCAGAAGGGAACUCCUAACUCUGCCUCCAAAACCAAAGAUAAAGUAAAUAAGAGAAACGAGCGGGGAGAGACUCGGCUGCACCGCGCUGCCAUCCGAGGAGAUGCCCGGCGCAUCAAGGAGCUCAUCAUCGAGGGGGCGGACGUCAACGUGAAAGACUUUGCAGGCUGGACAGCAUUGCACGAGGCGUGCAACCGGGGUUACUAUGACGUUGCAAAGCAGUUGCUUGCUGCAGGCGCCGAAGUCAACACAAAGGGGUUGGACGACGACACCCCGCUGCACGAUGCAGCGAAUAACGGGCACUUCAAGGUGGUGAAAUUGUUGUUACAUUAUGGAGGGAAUCCUCAUCAAAGCAACAGGAAGGGAGAGACACCUUUAAAAGUAGCUAAUUCCCCCACCAUGGUGAAUCUACUCCUGGGAAAGACCACGUAUCCCUCUAGUGAAGAGAGCUCAACAGAGACCUCAGAAGAGGAGGACGCCCCUUCCUUCGCUCCCUCCAGCUCUGUUGAUGGCAAUAACACAGACUCAGAGUUUGAGAAGGGUUUGAAGCACAAGCCCAAGGCCCAGGAACCCCCCAAGACCAUCACCCCGGUGAAGGAUGAGUAUGAGUUUGAUGAGGACGAUGAACAGGACCGGGUACCGCCAGUCGAUGACAAACAUUUGCUGAAAAAGGAUUACAGAAAAGAGACUAAAGCAAACAGUUUCAUUUCCAUACCCAAAAUGGAAGUGAAAACUUAUACUAAAAAUAACACGAUUACACCAAAGAAAGCUGCCCACCGCAUCCUGUCGGACAGCUCGGACGAGGAGGAGACUAGCGUUGCUGUGGGGACUGGGGAGAAGCUGCGACUUUCGACUCACUCGAUAUUGCCCAGCAGCAAGAUCCGAGAGCCCGCCAGCACAAAGCCACAGAAGGAGAAAAGCAAAGUAAAAAAGAAGCGGAAGAAGGAGACUAAAAGCAAAGAGGUUCGGUUUGGCAAAAAAAAUGACAAAUUUUGUUCCUCUGAAUCAGAGAGUGAAAACGUGGAGAGUGAGGAGGAUGAUAGAGACUCUCUUCAGAGCUCUAGCUGUGUAAAGGACUCCAGGCUAGUGCUAAAGGAAUCCUCCUUGUUUAACUCUCUGUCUGCCUCAUCGACCUCUUCUCAUGGGAGUUUAGCAUCCCAAAAACAUAAUCCUAAUCUUACAGAACAGCACUCCAAGCACUGGAGGACGGACAAUUGGAAAACCAUAUCUUCUCCAGCUUGGUCAGAUGUCAGUUCCUUAUCGGACUCCACGAGGACGAGACUGACAAGCGAGUCAGACUACUCGUCCGAGGAGUCGAGCUUAGAGUCACUAAAGCCGGUCAGGAAGAAACCAGAGCACAAAAAGAAAAACAACCCACACAACACCGUUUCUGAGAAAAAGAAUUCAUUCCAUUCCAAUGUGGAUGGAGCAAUUCCAAAGCUGGACAAGGAGGGGAAGGUUGUUAAAAAGCAUAAAACAAAACACAAACAUAAAAACAAGGAAAAGGGGCAGUGUCCCAUCAGCCAAGACAUUAAAAUAAUCAAAACUUUUUCUUUUGAGUUUGAGGACUCUAAACAAAAGCCUGAGAAAGGCUUGAUAGUAGAGACAGAAAAUCCAGUCGAAAAUAAAUUGAAGGUGUUAAAGCAUGAGCGAGAACACUGUAAGAAGGAAGAAAAGCUCCCCAAAGGUAAAAUGGAGGAGAAGGAAUGGCUGUUCAAAGAUGAGACUGGAAAAUCCUCGAAAGAGGAGAAAUCAUUAAGAAAACUCAAAGAUGGUAGUAAAGACACGAGCAAAUCCUUCAGAGAAGGAUUAAGUAAAUCAGAAAAAGAGAAGCCUGUAAAGGAGAAGUCUCCCAAAGAGGAGAAGCCCAGAAUACACAAGGAAGAAAGAAAGAAGAAGUCAAAGGACAAACAAUCAAAAUCUGAAAAGAAGAAUGAUCUGAAGGAGGAGAAAAUUGCUAAACUAGAGAAAGAAAAAUCCUUCAAAGAAGAGAAAGAAAAAUGCAAGAAAGAAAAAGUUUACAGGGAAGAGUCUGGGUUUGAUGAGUUUAAUAACAAAGGCCAAUUUGCCGAAAGCGAGGACACAAAGUUCAGCCUCUCGGAUGAUCAGCAAGAGAGAUGGUUUUCAGACUUGUCAUCUGAUUCUUCCUUCGAUUUCAAGGGUGAAGAUAGCUGGGAUUCUCCAGUAACAGAUUUCAGGGAGAUUAAAAAUGACACUGUGGCAAAACUAAUCAUAGAACCCGUGAAAGAGGAAAUUAAAGACAAGAAAAAAGAAAACAAAACGAAAGAGAAGAAAGAAUACAAUGAAAAACGUAAUGAAAAGGACACUUUCUUAAAAAAGAAAGAGAGAGACUAUGUGGACAAAAACUCUGAGAAGAAAAAGGACCAAACUGAAAGACACAAAGUUACUCCUAGUUAUUUGCCUGAAAAGGACAAGAAAAGGAAGGAUUCUGCAGAAAGCGUCAAAGAGAGAAAAGAAAAAGAUACAGGUGAAACCAACAAAGAUAGAAAAGAUUCCUCUGAUGGCUCUAAAGAUCGAAAAGAUGUUAAAAGUAAGCAGGAAGAGCCCUAUCGAGAUGAAUUUAAAGACUAUGGUUGUGAAACAUUCUUCAAGGAUAAGUCUGACCCUGAAUUCAGUGGCAAAAGUCUGGAGAGUUGGGAUAGGCACCAUUCUGGGAAGGAGAAGGAGAAGAAAGACGCUCCUGAUAAGGAAAAAAAAGAAAAAGCGAAGCCAGAAAAAUACAAGGAAAAAUCCAAAGAGGGAGACAAGGAGAAAAAUGAAAAAGUCGCUCCGGAGAAAAACCUGAAAGACAAAGAACUAGAUAAAAGUUUCAAAGAGAAAAAAGAAACGAAAGAGAAAUACAAAGACCUGCACAACAAAGACAAAGAAAGGAAGAGUUCUUUUGACCAGGUUAAAGAAAAGAAAGAGAAAAACUUCUCUGCAGAUAGAGAUGACUUCUCCGAGAAAAAGGAGGAGAAGAAAGGCAAAGAGAAAAGCUGGUACAGCAUCGCAGACAUCUUCACAGAUGAAAGUGAAGAUGAGAGGGAUGAUUACAGCUUAACGGGGUUCAAAGUCAGUGAAGCUGUUGGGAGCGAAAUGCAUCGGCUCGACAGUCUGCAGGAGAAGGAUGAUGGUGCAGCUGCUGAAAAGGAACUCUACACCGACAAACACCGCAAGUACUCCUCGGACAGGCAGCAUUCAGGAGAAAAGCAGAAAGAGAAGGAUUCUAAGGAGAAGAAAAAGGACAAAGGAACAUCGGAAGGCGGAAAAGAGAAAAAGGAGAAGAAUUCCUUUGAAAAACACAAAGAGAAGAAAGAUUCUACGGAGAAGUACAAAGACAGGAAAGACAGAACAUCCAUAGACUCCACUCAGGAAAAGAAAAACAAGCAAAAGCUCCCUGAAAAAGCUGAAAAGAAACAUGCCAAUGACGAUAAGGUGAAAAACAAGCAUAAGGAAAAGAUGGAUAAAGAGCAUUCCAAAGAGAAAAAGUCUUCAAAAGGAGGAGAGUCAGAGAAGAGCCUGCUGGAAAAAUUGGAGGAGGAGGCUCUGAAUGACUACAGAGAUGACUCCAAUGAUAAAAUCAGUGAAAUCUCUUCUGAUAGCUUCACAGAUAGAGGACAGGAUCCAGGACUGACCAGCCUCUUUGAGUCUUCUAAUCUCUCUCUUACUGAUGCCUCUGAAGAAAAAUUUAAAGAUUCUCUCCCUUUGCCCUGCUUGCAGGACAAACUCAAGGAGAAGGAGAGACACCGACAUUCCUCAUCUUCAUCGAAGAAAAGUCACGAGAAAGAAAAAGCAAAGAAGGAGAAGACAGAGAAGAAAGAAAAAACAGAAGAUUUUAAAGACUCCAGUAGCAGAAAAGAUUCCACUCAUUACGAAAAGGAUUUCUCUGUGGACGGGGAGGCUUUUAGCACUUCCUACAACAUGAAGGCAGAGCCUGAUGAAGAACCAGAAAAAAGCAUUGAUUACUUAUUUUCUGAAAAGAAAGAUAAAAAUGAUUCUGAAAGAGAGCUGUCAAAGAAGGCAGAAAAAGAAAAGAGUUAUGGUUCCAGCGCCAUCAGCACAGUGAAAGAGAAAAAGAAGCGAGAUAAACACAAGGAAAAAUGGAAGGAAGAAAAGGAAAAGCAUAGAGACAAACAUGCAGAUGGUUUCUUUAAACAUCACAAAGAUGAGCCAAAGUCAACAGUUAAAGACAAGGACAGUCCUCAAGUUACCACCUUUAAAGAUAAAUCAAAGGAGGAAAACCUCAAAUUUGGCGAAACCAAGCUGAAGGAGAAACUCAAGGAGAACCAAGAGAAAGACAAAACAGAGUCAAUAAAAAUAAGCAAUGGAAAUGAAAAAAUAACCCUUUCCAAAGAUACUGGCAAGAAAGAUACCAGGCCAAGGGAGAAACUUCUGGGAGAUGGUGAUCUGAUGAUGACCAGCUUUGAGAGGAUGUUGAGUCAGAAGGACCUGGAAAUUGAAGAACGCCACAAAAGGCACAAAGAGAGAAUGAAGCAAAUGGAGAAAAUGCGACACAGAUCCGGAGACCCCAAAUUAAAGGACAAAAUUAAAAGUGCUGAAGAGGUGCGCAAGAGGAGCCUGGAUCUGGCGACAAAGAAGCCGUUAACGCUGGAUACACAGCUUAAGGACAAGAAGCUUAAAGAAUUAGGUCCACUGACUCCUAUACUGUCACCGGACAACAAGGCACAGCCUGCUGUUGGGACCGAUUCUAAAGACUGGAUAACUGGCCCUCAGCUGAAGGAAAUCCUUCCCGCGUCUCCCCGGCCGGACCAGAACAGGCCGACAGGCGUUCCGACCCCAGCGUCCGUGGUAUCUUGUCCAAGCUACGAAGAGGUGAUGCAGACACCAAGGACUCCUUCGUGCAGCAACGAAGACUACACGGAUCUGAUGUUCGAAUGUGCGGAUUCGCAGCACUCGCUGCCCAUAUCCACGAUGUCCAUGAACGCGUGUUCUCCAUCCUUCUUUGACAGAUAUGCAAAUGUUUCUAGCGGGCUCCCUGAGAAUCCGAGUCAGACCCCAACACGUACCAUACCUUCUACGAACCUUUACCGGUCUAUCUCUGUGGAUAUCAGAAGGCCAGCUGAGGAAGAAUUCAGCGUUGGAGAUAAAUUCUUCAGACAGCAAAGUGUCCCAGCAACAUCAAAUUAUGACUCUCCAGUGCAGCAUUUAAUGGAGGAAAAAGUUCCCCUUCCCUCUGUUCCUGCAGAGAAGUUCCAGUGUUUAUCUCCUGGGUAUUAUUCACCUGAUUAUGGGGUUUCAUCACCUAAGGUGGAAGCUUUGCACUGUGCACCAGGAGCUGUCAGCGGAGUUGCCCAGUCACCUGAAAGUGUCUUUUCUGGUUUACAAGCAAAAUCCUCCCCUUCACAUAGAGACGAACUGCUGGCCCCUUCUGUAGAAAGUGCUCUUCCUCCUGAUCUUGGCAUGCCGUUGGAUACCACAGAAGAGCAGCAAGCUACUGCUUCUAUUAUGCCACCAGAACCCACCUUCUUACCGCCUAUGGAAGAAAACCAUUUUAGUUCGGCCAUGCCAGAACAAAACAAUAUGGACUGGGACAACCCUCCUUCCAGAAAUCCUGACACUGCAAUUCCUCCCAGCCUGAUGGCCAACCCAGCAGAGCACUCUGUCGGCUGGUCCAUGGGCUCAGAGCUUCUAAUGAAAUCUCCCCAGAGGUUUUCGGAGUCCCCUAAACCACCCCUCUGUUCCCUAGAACCAAUUCAUCCUACACCAGUAGCCUUCAUUCCCACAGAUACGUCAUACCCAGUUUCUCCUAUAUCUUACCCUCUGUCAGUGUCUGAACCAGGGCUUGAUGAAGUCAAGGAAGAUGCUGAAGAAGCAGUUCCAGGAGAGAUAGCGACUGCUGAUGAGCAAGCGCCAUAUAUGUCCCCUACUAGAUUAGACACGUUCUUUAAUAACUGCAAGCCUCUUCCAGAAGAAGCACCUGAGAUACCUCCAGAGCCCCCUUGUAUGCCGACAGAAACUCAGGCAGAAGUUGUUAAGACACCAGAAAACAACUAUUUGGAAAACAAUAAUACUGCGCCUGCAAAUACAGAGGAGCCUGUAACGUGGCCUGAUCCAUUCACCAAUACAGAAGAUGAUUUGGACCUUGGCCCCUUCUCACUACCAGAGUUGCCGCUCCAACCUAAAGAUGUUCCAGAGACAGAGAUGACAGAAGCAGAACCGGUAGAAGAAAGUCCCGUAACAGCUUCAGAAACAAGUGCUGGGAUUAUUAAAGCGAGUGCGUCUGUAAUAGCUUCCAGUGAACAGGAGGAGCCGCCAGCCAGCCAGCCAACUACUGCCCUGCCUGUGGAAACAGAACCGCAAGCAGAGGAGCAGAAAUCGGAAGCGACUGCACAAGAAGCCACCUCAGAAGUGCUGAACGUACCUGAUGAAAAAGGAAUAGAGGAAUCAGAAGCACAGAUUUUCCAACAGACCUCAUCAGAGUCUGCCCAGGUAGAGAGCAAAGAGGUGGAGCCCAUUCAUGAAGACCUGUCCUCUUCCAGUGGGGUGGCAGAGAGCAAUUCCCAAAGCUGUCCUCCACCGGUGACCACUCCCGAGAGUGGCAUCACACAGGAGAGUGCUGCAGCACGCAGUGGGAGCCAAGUCUCUUCCUCCCAGACAGAGGCACCUCCAGGGAACACUCAAGCAGAAAUCAUUGAACCAGUCCAAAAACCAAUAGCAGAAGCUCCCAAACCGCCCAAAAUAGAAGAGAUUCCUCAGCGGAUUACCAGGAACCGGGCUCAGAUGCUGGCCAAUCAAAACAAGCAGAACGCUGCGUCUUCUGAGAAGGAAUUUCCUCCUGUUUCUGCACCUUCCACGCGUGCCAAAGGCCGAAUUACAGAGGAAGAAGAUUCCCAGACUCAGCACCCACGAAAACGCAGGUUCCAGCGUUCCAACCAGCAGCUGCAGCAGCAGAUCAACACCUCCACCCAGCAGACGAGAGAGAUGAUACAGCAAACACUGGCAGCUAUUGUAGAUGCUAUAAAACUGGAUGACAUUGAACCUUAUCACAGUGACAGAUCCAACCCCUACUUUGAGUACCUCCAGAUCAGGAAAAAGAUUGAGGAGAAGCGGAAAAUCCUCUGCUAUAUUACUCCCCAGGCUCCACAGUGCUACGCUGAAUAUGUCACCUAUACUGGCUCCUACCUACUGGAUGGCAAACCUCUAAGCAAGCUUCAUAUUCCAGUGAUCGCCCCGCCGCCGUCGCUGGCAGAGCCGCUGAAGGAGCUCUUCAAGCAGCAGGAGGCCGUGAGGGGGAAGCUGCGGCUCCAGCACAGCAUCGAGCGGGAGAAGCUGAUUGUCUCCUGCGAGCAGGAGAUCCUGAGGGUUCACUGCCGGGCAGCGAGGACCAUCGCCAACCAGGCCGUGCCCUUCAGCGCCUGCACCAUGCUGCUGGACUCCGAGGUCUACAACAUGCCUCUGGAAAAUCAGGGAGACGAAAACAAAUCGGUGAGAGACCGUUUCAACGCGCGACAGUUCAUUUCCUGGUUGCAAGACGUGGAUGACAAGUACGACCGAAUGAAGACGUGCCUGCUGAUGCGACAGCAACACGAGGCUGCUGCCCUCAACGCGGUGCAGAGGAUGGAGUGGCAGCUGAAGGUGCAGGAGCUGGACCCCGCGGGCCACAAGUCCCUCUGCGUGAACGAGGUGCCCUCCUUCUACGUGCCAAUGGUCGACGUGAACGAUGACUUUGUGCUCUUGCCGGCAUGACAGUUCCAGACCGGGAGACAUCGCUGAAGACUGGCAAGGACGGGAGCCCUCCGAGGUCGGGCGGUCGAGCUCACAUUCACCCUUACCGCUUGCUGAUGAAUCCCUGGUCAGAGGAGGAGGAAGCAGCUAUCGGCAGAAAACUAAACAAUAAGAAAAAAAAUUGCACUUUCUUCACAGCGCGUCCCUCACUUCCGGACUGAGGUGGCUCCGCCGGGCAGCGGGGUGGGGACGCAUCUCCUUUCCGCGCGGCCGCCGCGGCAGGGAGGCAGCCGGGCUGCGCGCAGCAGCGAGCGCCUCGCCGGCGAAGGGACUGGCCUGGAGGGAGGAGGCCAAGGACACCGUUUGGUGUUGCAGAAGCUGCCGAGCGGGGCCAGCAACCACGUGAUUCAUGUACUUGUGAACGCGGUGAUUUCCAGCUCUCUGCUUUCCACCGGUCUGCGGAUCUCCCCGCAGAGAAGCUGCGGUAGGAAACUACGGGGGGUGGGGGGGGUGUUUGAGUUUCUCGUUCCAUCCUGGGUAUGUCUAAAAACAAAAACAAAAAAUUAGAAGCAACAGAAAGCGUCCAACUUCGGCAGACGCGGCUCUGGAGGUGUGCGCGGCGCCAGGCUCCGGAGCGGGGCAUCCCGCAGCAGCCGCUCGCCACCGCUCCGCAACAGCGGCGGGCGCCGCCGGCCCGCGGCACGCUGGGGCAGCGCGGCGAGCGGCGGACGGACGGACGGACGGACGGAGAAAUGGUGACGCAGAGAAAGGACUUUGCCAACUGUGUUUUUAAUGGAGUAAAAUCCAUGUGGUUUAUAUAUUUUUUCCUUUAAUCUUGGGCAUUUCGUUUCUCUUUCUGAGAACAUAACUUGAAAACACUACAGAGCCAAUACUCAUAUAAAGAAAAAUUGUAUCCCAUAAAUGCUGUACAGUUUUUAUAUACAUUAACAAUGUACUUUUGCUGCCUUCUAGAUAAUUUAUUUUGCAACACAUUACUGCACAGUUGUAAAUAACUUAUGUACUGUAACAUCACUUUCAGUUAUGUGUAAAGAAAUAAAUAAAUUAAUUAAAAUUA